CUCAACAAGAUUGAUCCGUUUGGAUCUUGGUCCAUGAUGGCCUUUUUAUUGAUUUUGACGAUUGGAUCUCUCUAUGAAUGGAAAAGGGGUGCUUCGGAUCGGGAGUAACCAAGGGCAAAAAUUGGGGGGAAGGACAAAGGAAAGAGCGAUGCCUACAUUCAAUCAAUUGAUUCGUCAUGGUAGAGAAGAAAAACGGCGCACGGACCGUACUCGAGCUUUGGAUCAAUGUCCCCAGAAGCAAGGAGUAUGCCCGCGUGUUUCAACGAGAACACCGAAAAAACCUAAUUCAGCUCCACGUAAGAUAGCCAAAGUACGGUUGAGCAAUCGACAUGAUAUAUUUGCUCACAUUCCNGCUUCGGAUCGGGAGUAACCAAGGGCAAAAAUUGGGGGGAAGGACAAAGGAAAGAGCGAUGCCUACAUUCAAUCAAUUGAUUCGUCAUGGUAGAGAAGAAAAACGGCGCACGGACCGUACUCGAGCUUUGGAUCAAUGUCCCCAGAAGCAAGGAGUAUGCCCGCGUGUUUCAACGAGAACACCGAAAAAACCUAAUUCAGCUCCACGUAAGAUAGCCAAAGUACGGUUGAGCAAUCGACAUGAUAUAUUUGCUCACAUUCCUUUUUUAUUACUUAUAGUUGUCUUGAUUUGUUUAUAUGUAAUUUGUCUUAAUAUUGGGGCGAUCCCCUUUUUUAUAAGUGUUCUAAAAAAAGGGGCAGGCUUAGUAGCAGCCAAAAGGAUUUCUUUCAUUUUCACUAAAAUGGGUUUUUCGGGGGUGGGUGCAAUGCUUCUAGGGUGUGCUGUUAGAGCGCUCGUCACUGCGGAAGCAACGCUCCGUAUAGAGAAUAUGAUGUUGCCUGAUAGAACGUCUGACUCCGAGCUUACGCUCGAGCAGGCAGUUCUUAAUGAAAGGGAAGCCAUAAGAACUAGUCUUAUUAAUGGUAUCUAUAGAUAUCUGGAUCUCUUUGAUAAAGAGAUCAUCCAAGAAUAUCCAGAGGCUGCCGUAGAGAUAGGCACUCUUACCUUUUUUGACAAUUUGCGAAAAUCACUUGUAAGCUUCGAGAACCCAUCUCCUUCUUCCCUUACGAGCCUAAGAGCCUUUCAUGAUGUUGUCAAGAAAGACCUAUCUUUCUUAGACGACAAGCCCCCGUAUUGGAAGAAUAAUAUAAUUUACGAUAAUUUUCGGGUCGUCAUUCUGAGAGAGAAAGGAAUUGAUGAUCCGAAGUUGGACUAAUUUGGAAACAUUGGGCAAUUUACUUUAUACCUACUAUUUCGUGCGGACUAUAAUGAGGAGGACGACAGAUCUACUCACGAUCAACUAAAAGGAUAAAAGGAGAAGUCGCGCCGAAAGGAGCAUAUUGGUUCGAAUCCAAUUCGUGAGAAGAGUCCAAGCGAGAGACUAUAACAGUCAAAAGGCCUUCGGCUAAAAUACAAAUAGUCAUAGAGCUCGUUGUUUCACUCAUAAAAGAUGAUGGAUAAGCAGUCGUCUCUUACUAUAUUCCUUCCUAAGUAAGGAAUGGCGGGACGGAUUAAAGCAAGAAUCCCUUC
Molecule: messenger RNA, 1540 nt
Organism: Cuscuta campestris
Lineage: Eukaryota; Viridiplantae; Streptophyta; Magnoliopsida; Solanales; Convolvulaceae
Source: the annotation of a GenBank genome assembly